Messenger RNA from Neurospora tetrasperma FGSC 2508, 1592 nucleotides. RefSeq lists its product as uncharacterized. Bases 156 to 1442 code for a protein of 428 amino acids. Gene Ontology annotation, cellular component: nucleus; cytosol. Gene Ontology annotation, biological process: proteasome-mediated ubiquitin-dependent protein catabolic process; autophagosome assembly; membrane fusion. Lineage: Eukaryota; Fungi; Ascomycota; Sordariomycetes; Sordariales; Sordariaceae. The record is from RefSeq and is a predicted model, not a curated record. The transcript has 3 exons. Gene Ontology annotation, molecular function: ubiquitin binding.
CCGAAACUUCAUCCAGUUGUAGAAGUGCCUACGGCAACACAUUCGCAUUCAUUCUUCCGACCCUCCCCAUUGCAACGAAAGCCACCCCCGAUAUCAUUCUCUGUGCUUGAUCUUAACUCGAACCAAUCAAGCCGUCACCACCUUGAAACAUAACAAUGGCCGACCACGACGACAAGAUCAGCAGCUUCUGUGAGCUGACCGGAGUUGCUACUGAUGCGGCUACAGAGUACCUGAACAAUUACGACUGGGACAUGGAUGCUGCCGUCGCCGCAUACUAUACGGAUCAAGACAACAGUGCCUCGAACACCGGAGCUGCCCCUGCUCCUGCUCGUGCCAGCGCCGCGGCGCCCCCCGAGUAUAUUGGCCCCAGGACUCUCGACGGCCGCCCCGCUCCCCAGUAUGCGCAAUCAUCCUCUUCGGCUCCCAAGAAGACCCAAAAACGCACUGGCCUUGCAACCCUGAGUUCCAUAGGGGGCCGACGCGACGAAGAUGACGACGAGGACGAGGACGAUGAGGAAGAUGAAGGUCGCGGACCUAGGGACUUGUUUGCUGGUGGCGAGAAGUCGGGCUUGGCUGUCCAGGACCCUAGUCAACGUGAACCCAACAGCGACACCAGAAGGCUUCUCCAAGAUAUUCUGGCCAAGGCUAGAGAGAACUCUCGUGCCGGUGGCAAUAGCCCCGAUGAUGAAGAAACCGGAGCCGGAACCGCGAGACCUACCCGCUUCCGCGGCACUGGUAUGACGCUCGGCGGUGACGGCGUUGAGUCUCGACAAAUCCCCACUGUCGAUUCGAAUACCUCUGCCCCGCCCCGCCAGCUUGAAGGUCCAACCCAGGAAAGAACGUUGCAUAUUUGGAGCAACGGAUUCAGCGUCGAGGAGGGUCCGCUUUAUCGCUUUGAUGACCCGGCCAACCAGGCCGAUUUGGCCAUGAUCCGUGCUGGCCGCGCCCCGCUUCGCCUUAUGAAUGUGAGGCCUGAUCAGCGUGUGAACGUCAAGUUGGAGCAGCAUCAAGAGGAGUGGAGGCAGCUGCCCAAGAAGUACGUCCCCUUCAGUGGCGAGGGCCGCCGUCUGGGAAGCCCUGUUCCAGGAGACGGAUCAGGCUUUGUUCCUCCUGCUGCUGCAGCCGCAGGUACCGCUGUUGCUUCUGCUCCUGCUACUAGUGGCUCGGCUCAAGCUCCCUCAACUGGCGUGGAUGAGUCGCAGCCAACAGUGAUGCUGCGUAUCCAGUUGCCCGACGGUAGCCGCCUCCCGGCUCGAUUCAACACGUCGCAGACGAUUGGCGAUGUCUACGACUUUAUCCAGCGCUCUUCGACGUCUCUUUCAGCCCGACCCUGGGUUCUUUCCACGACCUUCCCCAACAAGGACCACGCCGACAAGUCUCUGGUUCUGGGUGACACCCCGGAAUUCAAGAGAGGCGCUGCUGCUGUCGUCAAGUGGGUUUAAGGGAUAUAAGUGGCAUGGGCAUGGUAUUUCCAGGGGUUUUAAUGGGUAAAGGGGCGUUGUUUACGGGCACAUUACAGGCCAACAUAGCAAGCAAAUCGAGGCUAGACAGUAAUUAGUUUCGUCUGUAGAUUCAAAAGACGGAAGCUCUAA